Molecule: messenger RNA, 1659 nt
Organism: Magnolia sinica
Lineage: Eukaryota; Viridiplantae; Streptophyta; Magnoliopsida; Magnoliales; Magnoliaceae
Exons: 16
Coding region: 238-1434 (398 amino acids)
Cellular component (GO): cytosol
Molecular function (GO): tRNA-guanosine(34) queuine transglycosylase activity
Source: RefSeq, a predicted model, not a curated record
UGGCCUUAUGAAUGAGUACGACAUGUCAUAGUACGGUAGAGCACCUUAUAAUUUUGUAUUUAGUCCGCGUGUGUGAACGUUGACUGAGCCGGCAACAAAGACUCGCACCCUAACGCUUUCGAGACGGUAGCGUCUCUUCUGCUGGCAGCCUCACUGCCAUUACCGUGACGAAAUCUGCCGCAGCAAUACCACCUUAAUUUGCCUAUAGACCGGAGUGGGGCAAGAGUUCUUCAUAUCAUGGCUCUUCGUUUUGAGGUGUUGGGGAGGUUCAAUCGUGCUCGUGCAGCUCAACUGAUGCUUCCUCACUUUAUGUGUCAGACACCACUGUUCAUGCCUGUGGGGACACAAGGUACAAUAAAAGGUUUAACAACUAGCCAACUUGAGGAUAUUGGUUGCCAAAUAAUACUUGGAAAUACUUACCAUUUGGCACUUCGCCCUACUUCUGAAUUGAUUGAUGAAUUGGGUGGUCUUCACAAAUUUAUGAAUUGGCCAAGAGCACUGCUUACUGACUCUGGUGGCUUUCAGAUGGUGUCCUUGUUGCAUUUAGCUGAUAUCACUGAAAAGGGUGUUACAUUUCAGUCACCAGUUGAUGGGAAGCAAAUGCUUCUAACGCCUGAAGAGUCAAUCCAAAUACAAAAUAAAAUUGGAGCAGAUAUCAUCAUGGCCCUUGAUGAUGUUGUGAAAACAACUAUUACUGGUCCUCGAAUUGAGGAGGCUAUGUAUCGCACUCUUCGUUGGAUAGACAGGUGUAUAGCUGCUCAUGAGAGACCUAGUGAACAGAACUUAUUUGGAAUUGUACAGGGAGGAUUAGAUCCUGUCCUCAGAGAUAUAUGUGUGAGAGGCUUGGUCGAUCGCAAUUUGCCAGGCUAUGCUAUUGGUGGUCUUUCAGGCGGUGAAGACAAAGAUUCAUUCUGGCGUGUUGUUGCUCAGUGCACUGCUGCAUUGCCCGAGGAUAAACCACGCUAUGUUAUGGGCGUUGGUUACCCGCUUGAUAUAGUAGUUUGCAGUGCUUUAGGUGCCGACAUGUAUGAUUGUGUUUAUCCUACACGCACUGCCCGCUUUGGCACGGCCCUUGUACCUGAGGGAGUGCUGAAGCUGAAACACACAGUAAUGGCGGAUGAUGUUCGCCCGAUUGAUCCUACAUGCACAUGCAUGGUCUGCAAGAAUUACACGAGAGCUUACAUCCAUUGUCUUGUAACAAAAGAUGCUAUGGGCUCACAACUUCUAUCGUAUCACAAUUUGGCAUACAUGAUGAGGCUUAGCAAGGACUUGCACACGUCGAUAAUUGAGGGAAGAUUUCCAGAGUUUGUGUGUGGGUUCCUGCAAAAGCAGUUCCCAAACGGCGAUGUCCCAGAAUGGGUUUGCAAUGCCAUGGAGGUCGCAGGCAUUGAUAUCUCUUCCUGUUGUGCACUGUUCUCAUCAUCACGAGGCUAGCUACAAAUACAUUCACACAGAAAAUACAAAUUUAGGCGUUCUACAUCUCUGCCUGUUUCGCUCAGCUUGGCAGCAAAUUUUUUUUUUUUGAAAGUACACACGGCAGCAUGUGUUGUUUUUGUUUUUGUUUUUUUUUGUUUUUUGCAAUUAUGGCAGCAUAUGUUUUGUAGCCAAUAUGCUGCUCGAGUAGAACCCAAUCAAGCGCUGUCUUGUCUGUACUGCUGG